Molecule: messenger RNA, 3598 nt
Organism: Trichobilharzia regenti
Lineage: Eukaryota; Metazoa; Platyhelminthes; Trematoda; Strigeidida; Schistosomatidae
Source: the annotation of a GenBank genome assembly
CGUCUUAGUCUGAGCACAUACCGGAGAUAGUCCAGAAAGCUAGACAUAUCUCCUGCUUCAUACUACACCAAGAAUAGAUAUAUCAGUUUAGAUUGUAAAAGCAGUAAUGGACAUAUUAGACAUCGGAUGUGAAAUAUUUAUGUUUAAAGUCUUAACUUUUGAAGAGGAAUAUAUAACUUGAAGGCCGUUGCGGCAUUUCAAGUUUCUCGUGAGGUCGGUUUUCAAUUAUUAAAAGAGGUGAGUCUAAAUUAUGCUAUAUCAUGAUGGAACAUUGAGACAGCGUGCUGUGAUUUUUUUAAAAUGUAGACUGUAUCGUGGCAUCACUGCUUUGGCGCAAACCAUACAUUCUCUUUAAAACCAUCUGAAGUCUAGCAUGGCAAGAUUAUUUUUCUGCAUCAUAUAAUUUUUAGAUACCUGUCAAUUUCCGCUUUGUUCACAUGAUGUGUCUGUUUUCUAAUAUAUGUGUGCAUAUAUGUGGUCAAAAUUCGUAAUAGGCGCCUACAGUUAUGUCAAAUAAUUUGACCUAUCAAGCUUCACAUAUCACUCAUGACCAACGUGUUUCUCUCUGUAAGAGAAGUUGGCUUCGUGGCUGUACAGUUUGGUUCACAGGUUUAAGUGGAGCGGGUAAAACUACUCUAGCCUUUGCACUAGAAAGUUAUCUAGUUAAACAAGGCAUAUCAGCUUAUGUACUGGACGGGGAUAAUAUUCGUUCAGGGUUGAAUAAAAACUUGGGAUUCAGUGAUGCAGAUCGUGUGGAAAAUAUUCGACGAGUUAGUGAAGUGGCCAAAUUAUUCGCGGAUGCCAAUAAUAUCUGUUUAACUAGUUUUAUUAGUCCAUUUGCAAGUGAUCGGGAAGCAGCUCGCCAACUACAUCUACAAAACAAGUUACCAUUUUUUGAAGUUUACCUUGCAACUCCAUUAGAAGUGUGUGAAAAACGAGAUGUAAAAGGCUUGUAUAAACGAGCACGUGCUGGUGAAAUAAGGAAUUUUACUGGUGUUUCAGCGGUCUAUGAAAAUCCAAACAAUCCUGAUUUAGUAUUAAACACUGAAUUGUAUUCAGUUCAAGAGUGUGUAUCAAAAUGCGUUGAAAUGUUGGUGGAAGGUGGAAUAAUACCUAACAAGUCUGAAGUGAAUCCAUUCGGUGGUCCAAUGCCUAAAGAAUUGUUUGUAUAUAAUCCUGAAGAAGUUAAACAGCUUAAAGAUGAAUGCUGUAGUAUGCCUCAUAUUAAUAUAACAGAAUUAGACUUACAAUGGAUACAAACACUGGCUGAAGGUUGGGCAACUCCAUUGAAAGGUUUUAUGCGUGAAGAAGAAUACUUACAAGUACUGUAUUUUGGUCAAUUACAAGUGAAAGAGGGUCAGGUUGCUACAAAUUUUUCAAUUCCAAUUGUGUUGGCUAUAUCAACUGAAGAUAAGGAAAAAUGUCAGGGAAAUGGUUCAUCAAUUGCUUUAGUAUAUAAAAAUAAUGUAAUAGCAGUGUUACAAGAGUGUGAAUUCUUUCCACAUCGUAAGGAAGAACGAUGUUGUCAUAUAUUUGGAACUAGUCAUUCAAAUCAUCCAAGUAUAAAGAUAAUUCAAUCAUCUGGUGAUUGGUUAGUUGGUGGUGACUUGAAAGUAUUUGAACGGAUUCGGUGGAAUGAUGGUCUGGAUCGAUAUCGUUUAACCCCGUGUGAACUGCAUUCAAAAUUGAUACAAAUGAAAGCUGAUUGUGUCUUUGCUUUUCAAUUGAGAAAUCCUGUACAUAAUGGUCAUGCUUUAUUAAUGACUGAAACUAGACAACAGCUAUUAGAAAAAUAUGGUUAUCAUAAUCCAGUCCUGUUGCUGCAUCCUCUUGGUGGUUGGACAAAAUUGGAUGAUGUACCACUGAAUAUACGUAUAGCACAACAUGAAGCCUGUCUAGAUGAAGGUGUUCUUGAUCGACAGACAACAUUGCUGGCAAUAUUUCCAUCACCAAUGUUAUAUGCUGGACCACGUGAAGUUCAAUGGCAUGCUCGUACUCGAUUGUUAGCUGGUGCACAGUUUUAUAUAGUUGGAAGAGAUCCAGCUGGUUUACCGCAUCCUGAUGGAUCAGGUAUUGAUUUAUAUGAUCCAACACAUGGUGCCAAAGUAUUAUCAAUGGCACCUGGACUAUCCGGUUUAAAGAUUAUUCCAUUUCGUGUUGCAGCCUAUGAUAAAUCCAUUGGCAAGAUGACAUUUUUCGAUGCAAAACGUGCUAGUGAUUUCAUCUUUAUAUCUGGUACUAAAAUGCGAACUCUGGCUCGUGAUGGAUUAAAUCCACCGGAUGGAUUUAUGGCGGCUAGUGCAUGGAAAGUGUUAGCUGAUUAUUAUCGUCAAUUAAAUAAAUAAAAGUACUACUGAAAUAGUAGUAUAGUAGUAGUAGUAGUACUAGUGGUGAUACUAACAAUAGAAGUGAUAAAAAUCUUUCAUCGUAUGUCUUCCUUCCUCUGGGAUGUAUGAGGACGCGGGCGCGUGCGUGUCUGUGAUUCAUCUCAGGCUCUUCAACUGUUGAUUUUGGUGGUGGGGGGGUGUUCUUGUUAUUAUUGCUAUUUUUAUUAUUUUCUAACACUACUUUACACCUUUUGUGUACUUCACAAUCAUGUUAGCAAAAUAUAUAUAUCAAGGCUUUGAAGUGAUCCUUUUGUGUAUAUUUGGAAAGAAUCUCCUCCAAUCAACCUUAUCAUCUAAUUUGUAUUUUUCUAACUUUUCAAUUAUUAGAAUUUUGCCAAUGGUCAUUAAUGAGAAAGUGGUGCAAUAUACACACUAAUCUUGACUAAUUUUUUCCAUCACAUGGUGUCUUGGUUUUUUUUACUCUUGAUUUUGCAAACUAAUAUAUAGAGAUUUUGUUUGAUUAGAUGGAGGAGUUCAUCAUGAGAUGACAUCAGUGAGAGAACCACUGAAAACUAACAGGGAGUACUGGACAGCUGUUUUGUCAGCUAAGUUUGCGACUCUUCAUCAGUACGCACCCACCCCACUGCCAGGAGUCGAAUCGAGAACCUCGUGGUUGCAAGGCAAGCUCGUAGGUUUUCUAAUGGUUCUCUACCGGACGUCAGCUCAUGAUGAACUCCAUCUAAUAUAUAUUGUGUGCCUCCUAUAUUUGUCUAACCAAUAGUGUAUGUGAUAUCGCUCUCUGUCUUUUCUACUGAUUAAUAAUUAUUUCAUUAUUUAUUUGUUAAUAUUUUUUACAUUUCUUCUGUGUGCCUGUGUGUGUGUGUGUCAAUGAUCACUACUCACAUAUCGUGAGUAGUAUUGGAUUCUUUAUUUAUGUAUGUUGACGUACACUAUUCUUUUUGGUUAUUUUAUAUAUAGUGAUGAAUAUGAACUCAUAUGUUGCGUCUUAAUUGGAAACACAUUCCUGACCAUCUUUUCUACUCUGUUUUUUAUAUGCCUAACUAUAAUUUUAAAUCAUCCUCGUCAUCAUCAUCAUGAUGUUUACUCCUAAAUGUGUAGAAUUUGUAUUCAAGUUGUGAUUUUAUUUAAUUUUUUUUUCUCUUCUUUUGACUUUCUAUUAAUUAUCGUCUGACUUUAUUUUCUGCUUUGGUUUAUUUGUUUGUUUGUUUUUUGUUUGAAUACAAGCUAUACACGUAGUAAAAAUUUCUUGA